This is a messenger RNA of Aspergillus melleus, 768 nucleotides long. Its product is annotated as putative GNAT family acetyltransferase. The coding region runs from base 1 to 768 and encodes 255 amino acids. Gene Ontology annotation, molecular function: acyltransferase activity, transferring groups other than amino-acyl groups. The record is from RefSeq and is a predicted model, not a curated record. The transcript is spliced from 3 exons. Lineage: Eukaryota; Fungi; Ascomycota; Eurotiomycetes; Eurotiales; Aspergillaceae.
AUGGCAAAAUCCAGUCCCGAACACCGGUUUGAAGUCCGGGAAAUUCAAACAAAAGAAGAAUACGCCCGUCUGGUUGACGUCCUCUGGACUGCCAAUUUCCAGCCCUACAAUCCUAUCUUCACAGCCGUCCAUCCCGUAACAGGGCACUCGGCUUCGGACAGAAAAGCAGACAAAGCAUUUGAUGCUGAAAUCCGCUGGGCCGCUCACAUAAAGAAUCCAGCGUCGCACUUUAUUUACGUUCUUGAUCUACACACAGGCCGGGUUGCAGGUGGAUGCGAAUGGCUCAUCUUCCAUGAAAAUCCUUUUCCGCAUGGACCGCAGAAGAUCCCAUGUACUUGGUACCCCGAAGGCUCGGAAAGAGCCGAAUAUACUAGUGCCUUCUUGUCUCAAGUGUUUUUCUAUCGCAUGUCCUGGUUCAAGAGACCCCAUGCCGGCGUCAAUGCCAUGGGCGUGCAUCCCGAUUACCGUCGGCGUGGCGUAGGCAGGCUGCUCAUGCAAUGGGGUCACGAGCGGAUCGAUGAGUUGGGGUACGAGAGCUUCAUUGAAGGGAGCCCGAUGGGACGGUGGCUGUACGAGGAAUUUGGGUAUCGACGCGUGGUUAGUUUGCAUGUUGAUUUGGACAAAAGAAAUCCGAGUGAGGAGUGGUCGAGAUUGUUACAUGAGUGUCGUCCACCAGCGAUAUUGUUGCUAUGGAGGCCCCCUAGAGGAAGCUGGGAUGGGAACGUGCCGGACGGCCCAUGGGCGGUUGAGGACGGGACAUGGAAGUAA